Messenger RNA from Psilocybe cubensis, 1494 nucleotides. RefSeq lists its product as uncharacterized. Bases 1 to 1494 code for a protein of 497 amino acids. NCBI's taxonomy places the organism in Eukaryota, Fungi, Basidiomycota, Agaricomycetes, Agaricales, Agrocybaceae. The record is from RefSeq and is a predicted model, not a curated record. The transcript has 5 exons.
AUGGUAAUCGAUGUCCGGGUGGCAAUAACAGGCCCCCCAGAAAGCGGACGAACAACGCUCUGCAAACGACUUAAAGACCGUAUACAUGUUAGAGUAAACGAUGGGCAACAUUUUUGUCUCAGGGCACAUGAGACCAACCUUGAAGACCCCAGCCUUUUGGAGUCAGAUGCCCUGCUACUGAUUGUUGAUUUGCACAAGGAUAUGAAGGAUGUCAAAAAUUUGGUCGCUGAUUACGGCGAAUUCGUUAAGUCUACCUAUUGGGAACAACGUAAAAUGUUUCGAAUUAUAGGGACUAAACAUGAUAAACUGGAUCCCGAGUCAAAAAUCGUCAAAUACCCUGGAUUUUUCACAACGUGGUUCACAAUGUACACGUCGUUGUCCUGUCAUUUCGUUGGCACUGUAACGCAUGAUGAAAGUGCCAUUGAGGAAAUGUGCGUUUCUAUAGUCAACCAAUUUCGACCUACCAAGCCGUCAGUUUCGAGCCAGGUUCAUAAAGCGUUUUCACAAAUACGGUCAUGGGGACUGGAUAUGAUAGCAUCUAUAUUUUCCCUUCCGAUCCCCUCCAACGUGAACCAGGAUACACCUGAUUCUGAUGACCUGCCAGUCAUUCCGGAUGAUAAUGCCGCAUGGGAAUUGAUCAAGACACCUGAAUCCAUUGCCUUCAACAAACAUCAGGCGUCUUUCACUCGCGGGCACAAUUGGGCACCGACACACAAAAUUGCACCAAGUUUAGUCCUCAAAGAACUGCACCACUUCGAAAGAUUCAACAAUAUCUUUGUUCGAGCUCACACGAAUAUCCCAGUCCCACAACCUCGCUAUCUCCACCUGAAGGAAUCGCUUGUCACAGAUUUCAUUCCCGGAAAAAUGCUUUUGGAAUGCUGGGACUCGUUCAGCCUUUUCUACCAAUUUCGUAUUGCAUGCACUCUCAGAAAAUAUGUUUCUCAGCUUCGACGCAUCACCAGCGAUCGACCUGGCAGCAUUGGACAAGGACUCGUCAGGGGACAACUAUUUUAUCCGCAUGCAUGGAAUGGACCUUUCCGCGACGCUGAGCAGUUCUGCAACUGGAUGGCGCACACUGCUUAUACAGAACGAGUUUACCAAUACAUGCAUCUCCGUAGUUUCAAAGGUCCAGAAGCUGCUGGUAGCCCUCCAUGUCUUUUAAACCUACCUCCCGAACACGAAUGGAAUUUAGUCCUCACGCAUGGCGACCUUAGUCUCAGCAAUGCCAUUCUUUCAGAUGAUGGCGUACUGUGGAUUAUAGAUUGGGCGGAUUCCGGUUUCUAUCCUCCCUGGAUAGAGUCGCAAGCAAUGGAACGUUAUACAUGGGCGCCUGAAUCAUGGAGGCGAUGGUUUUCAUUCAUUGUUGACACCUCUGUUGACACGACUAAGCUCUGGAGCCAUAUGGAGUGUGCAGGGGGUAUAUGCAGCACAUGCUUCCCUCGUGAGGAUUACUGGCCAAAUACUGAAGAGAUACGAAGGAUAACGGUGUGGUGA